Molecule: messenger RNA, 1623 nt
Organism: Nematocida minor
Lineage: Eukaryota; Fungi; Microsporidia
Exons: 1
Coding region: 1-1623 (540 amino acids)
Source: RefSeq, a predicted model, not a curated record
AUGAUUUUGCAACGGGCGCUGCUGAAACAGGUCUUAACCGUAGGAGCUAUCGCGCUGUCUUAUCUACAAGGAGCCAGCUGUGUGCCAGAGAAUAAGAGCAUCAUUCUAAACAAUCUCUGCGGGUACUGGCACGACAACAUAUAUUUUAUAGAAAAACAAGUUCAAUCUUGCAGCGAUUUCCUCAACAGAGCCAGAUCUAUAGAGAACGAAGAAAAAGGCCAUGAUAAUGCUCUAAAGAUAGGAGUGGACACGCUGUCUAAAAUAACAGAAGAGUUGGCAUCCCUCAACAGAAUCUGGAAAGAAAUAAGAAUCUCGCUGGGCUUAUUGGGAGAGGAAAGCGUAUAUACCAGAAUAAAGAAGUAUAUUUCCAGUAACGUAGUAAAAUGCAUUUCCAAAGGCAAAGCAAAAAAAAAUCUUACCUUAGAAAGUCUAUCAUUGAAGAUGCUCAACACUAGCACCUCAGUCAUUGAGAAAAUACACACGUUCAACUCGCACAUGCUCGAUUUUAUAGCGGACUAUUGCGAAAAGAAGUACGAAGGCGGCAGCGAGAUACACGAUCUAGUGAUAUUCAAACUCGCAAAGAGAAAUAAGAUGUUUGCUGCCAACAUUGUGUUCGCUUUCUUUGAACUCGAGCUGUCCUUAUCUGAUGAUGAAAUCGACAAAAAAGAGCUGAGACACAUAGUUAAUUGCCUGGACAAUUCUAUUUCUAAAAAGAGCAUAUCUGAUUACGCAGUUGCAGUGAUGAAAGACCUCCAAAAAAAAAAAGUAAACAUGCUAGUAUCAGCAGAUACGCACUUUAAAUACAAGUUCCAUGGGUAUGGGCUGAACCUGUUCGCAAGCGAGGACGUGAUAGACAUGUAUUUAUGUCUGAUAGAGAAGGAUCUUUCUGAAACAGAGAUAAGCAGAUUCAAAGACAUUCUGCCUAAACAGAUCAUAAGGCUGGUAGUGAUCGAGUAUGCAAUGGAUGGCCAUCUGCUGAACUACAAGAAAAACCACUUAUUUUCCAACUUAGAGAAAAUCAUAGUAAGUUUGGAAGAAAGUGAGCAAAACAAAAUACUUAAUGGCCUGAGCAUGCUGUGGGAAGACUGGUACUGCGACUCAAGGAAAAUUGACUUGUCUUUUGAAGACUUCUGCAAAGAGAGCUACCUCAAAAUUGACUUCUUCAAAAGUCUGCAGUUCAGCUUCAUGUAUUCGAAAUGGAUGUAUGACUUGGAUAUGCCCAUACCAGAACCUGAGAAUCCAUCAGCACGAAACGAACUGGCAAAAGAAAUACACUUCGAUCUGUCCUAUCUGCAUCCCAUGUGGUACAUGUGCAAGCGCUAUGAAAGAAUCAGCUAUCUAGACAGCCCAGACGCAGAGUCUACUGAUAGUCCCUUUAUGGAAAGAACAGGGAAUUUAAUUCUAAUCAGACCGUACAAAAUAAGUAGAAAAGAUGACAACUUAGCACGAGAGAGGAACAUGAGAGAUUUUAUGAACACAUCUUUCCUCUCCUUAUCAGACAAAAUUGAAAUUGUUUGCAGGCACCAAGACGCCAAGCACUCUUGCUUGAUAAGCGACCAGUUCUUCGAGUUUUUUGAAAUAAGACUUCAGAGAAGACGAGGCUACAUUUCUCCGAAUGUUUAA